CGAGCAUCCUGAACUCUGCUGCUGCUGCUGCUGCUGCUGCUGCUGCUCACUGGGACUUUAAAACUCACGCCCUGGAGCUCAGCCGAGCCAAAAACACACCACAGAAGAAGAGUUUGACUUUGACAGGAGCGAAGAUUUUUCUGCAACAGGUGAAAUAUGAUGAGGUGGAUCGUGUUGCUGUCUGUGUGUCUACAUGUCAUCUCUGCGACGUUUGAUUACAUCUAUGAGGAGCACUCCUUUAUGGACCCGGAGGAUGUGCUGAGUGUGAGCAUUCCUCUGGAGGAACCACAGCGACCUCUACUGGGAGCAACUAUCGUACUGCCAUGUUACUUUGAGGACCACACUGUCCCAGACCCCGGAGCCCCCACCAUCGCUCCCCUCGCUCAUCGCAUCAAAUGGAGCCUCGUCACCAAAGAAAAAGUCACGACUAUCCUGGUGGCCUUGGAAGGAGAGGUGCGCAUCAGCGAGAGCUACCUGGACAGAGUUCACCUGGUGGGAUACCCCAUGACCUCUACAGACGCCAGUAUCAAGAUAUCUGAGCUGAGGUCCAGUGACUCGGGGGCCUUCCGCUGUGAGGUUCAGCACGGCAUCGAGGACAGCCAUGACACCGUCCACGUGCAGGUUCAAGGUAUUGUGUUCCACUACCGGGCCAUCAUGGGACGCUACAGUUUGACUUUUGAGAAGGCGACAGCAGCAUGUGCACAGAACAAUGCGGUCAUGGCUUCACCUGAGCAGCUUCAAGCAGCCUACGAUGAUGGAUUCCACCAGUGUGACGCCGGCUGGCUGUCUGACCACACAGUCAGGUACCCGAUCCGUGAUCCGCGUGUGAACUGCUAUGGUGACAAAGAGGAUCUGCCCGGGGUCAGGACGUAUGGAGUGAGAGACCUCAAUGAGACGUAUGAUGUCUACUGCUUCGCUGAGAAGAUGACAGGCAGAGUUUUCUACACCGCCUCAGCAGAAAAGUUCACUUUCUCUGAAGCCGUGGUGGCCUGCUCCAAUCAGGGAGCUCAGCUAGCCACCACAGGUCAGCUCUACCUGGCCUGGCAGGGCGGGAUGGACGUCUGUAACGCCGGCUGGCUGGGAGACAGGAGUGUCCGCUACCCCAUCAACAUCCGUCGGCCGCAGUGUGGAGGGGGGCUGCUGGGGGUGCGAACUGUUUACCUCCACACCAACCAGACAGGAUACCCACUUCCUGAAUCCCGCUAUGACGCCUUCUGCUACACAGAGUCCCCUGAUGAGGAAGGUUCGGGCAUCAUAGAGGAAGGAAGUGGCGUGCUGAGUGUUACGGCGGUGACGCAGAGCCCAGAGGUAUUCUUCAGGAGGACGACCACAGAGAGCGAGGCGAUCGGAGAGGUGGAGACUCAGCAGCCGACGGUGGUGGACUUCACCUACACAGAGAGCCCUACUGAGCUGCCGCUGCCUCAGCCACCAAACGUCACUGAGAUCAUCACUGACCUGAUCGAGGCAGCCACCGCCCGGCCCGACACAGGCAGAGAGCUCAGCAGAGCCUUUGUGAUUCCUCCCACUGGUGUGGUCUUCCAUUACCGCUCAGGUUCAGGCCGUUAUGCCUUCACCUUCGUGGAGGCCCAGCUGGCCUGUCAGAGUGUCGGAGCCUCCAUGGCCACGCCAGAGCAGCUGCAGGCGGCAUAUAAGGCUGGAUAUCACCAGUGUGACGCAGGAUGGUUACUGGACCAGACUGUAAGGUAUCCCAUUGUUUCACCUCGAGAGAAGUGUGCUGGAGAUCUGGGUGAGCAACCUGGAGUUCGGUCCUACGGUUUGAGGCCAGCAGAUGAGAGAUAUGAUGUGUACUGUUACAUCGAUGGGCUCAAAGGUGAGGUUUUCCAUGUGGGCUCUGCUGAGGGUUUCACCUAUGAUGAGGCUGCUUCCAGUUGUCACGAGCAGAAUGCUGUACUGGCCUCCCCUGGAGAGCUCUACGUAGCCUGGAAAAUGGGCUUUGACAAGUGCCGCGCCGGCUGGCUAGUGGAUGGCAGCGUCCGCUAUCCUAUCAACAACCCUCGCACUGAGUGUGGGUCCGGGAGAUCAGGAGUGCACACUGUGCACGCUCACAACAACCAGACAGGCUUCCCUGGGCUUAACGACACAUUUGAUGCGUACUGUUUCAGAGCUGAUAUUCAGCUUAUUGCAAAUGAAACUGGACUGAACAUCACGGAUAUCGAGGAGGCUCUCCUUAACUUAACAUCAAUUACUGAUUUGUUGAGACCCGCUGUUCCUUCCAUCGUCUCACCCAUCCCUGUGGAGACUUCGGGAUCUGGCUCAGGCUCUGCAGACUUUGGCUCAGGCUCUGCGGUUGAUGGUUUCUCUGGAGGUCCUUCUGGAGACUUGUCUGGUUCUGGAGACGGGGUAAUAUCUGGAGACCUGUCAGGUUCUGGAGAUCUAUCUGGCUCUGGAGACGGGGUUAUUUCUGGGGACUUGUCUGGUUCUGGGGACUUGUCUGCCUCUGGAGACCUGGCCGGCAGUGCAAGUGCUGAGCUGCCCAGUGGAUCAUCAGGUCUCGACAGCGCAGAUGCUUCUGGAUCAGCUCUCAGUGGAGAAGGAUCCGGCAUCACUGUUGUUUUUUCAGGCAUCGACAGCAUUGUCUCUGGAGAGGGCUCCGCUUCAGGAGGAUUCCAAGAAGCUGGAGAGGGAAGCGCAGAGAUCCUUAUCUUCCCCUCAUCUGGAGCAGGCUCUGGAGUUCUCAGUGGUAGCGGGGACCUGUCUGGAUCUGGUUUCGGCUCUGCAGAGAGCGGCUCCUCCACAGACAGCUCUGGGGGAAGUGGACAGUUCGUGGACUUUUCUGGGUUCAGUGGUUUCCCAUCAGGAUUCUCCUCAGGAAGUGCCAGCGGACAGUCAGGAGACCUUUCAGAAAGUGGAGACACUCGGAUCUUAUUGAUAGAUGGUGAACUGAUCGAUGCAUCGUCCACCCCUACCACCCAUAGGGAGUACGAGCUUGGUGGAGGCCAACUGGCAUUCAGUGGCUCUGGAGACUUUUCUGGAUCUGGGUUUCCCAGUGGCGAUCUCAGCGGUUCAGCCUCUGGAAGUGGUUUUGGGUUCACCUCAGGUGUGACCUUUGUUGGGUCAGGGUUAACUGAGCUUACAGUGUCAUCCUCUGGAGAGCAGGAGGCCUCUGGGUUUUUACUCUACAGCUCCGGACAGGGAAGUGGUACACAUUUGUCCGGAUUUGGAAGCGAAACUUUCAUCUCUGGGUCUGGAUCAGGAAUGUCUGGAUCUGAGUCCUCAGCGAGCGGAGAAGAAGGUAGUGUUACGUUCUUGAGCGGGGAUUUUUUGACAGAGGCAUUUGGAGAUGCUACACUGUCUAUGGAGCUUGGACAGGGGUCAGUAGAGUACAGUGGAGAAGGAAGUGGUAGCAGCAGUGGCUUCUACUCUGGCAGCGGAGACACAUACUCAUCCACAGCCAGUGGCUUUUCUUCAGGCACUUCCUCUGGAGAUCUGCCACAGGUGGUGCUGUCCUCUCCAUCCAGUGAGUGGGCACCGACAGAGAGCACCGCAGGAGCAGAAGAGGCCCGUAGUGGUGACAUCUAUGGGACUCCUCACCCUGUGCUCGCUCCUGCAGGACUGGCUGCUCCUCCCACUGCAGCUUCACCAGCCUCUGUACAGACACCAGGCACUGCUGAAGGAACUCAUUCAGUGGAGGGUGGUUUAAACCCAUGUGAGCCCAGCCCCUGUGGUGCUGCCUCAUGCACAGUAGAGGAUGGUGUUGCUGUCUGCCACGAGGUAGAUGUGUGCCAUCCCAACCCUUGUGCCAAUGGAGCCACCUGUGUGGAGAGUGCAGACUCUUACAAAUGCUUAUGCCUGCCCAGCUAUGGAGGGGAACGCUGUGAGAUCGAUGAGCAGCAGUGUGAAGACGGUUGGACUAAGUUUCAGGGGAACUGCUACCUGCACUUCUCUGACAGAGAGGUGUGGCUGGACGCAGAGCAGCGCUGCCGGGACCUGAACGCCCACCUGGUCAGCAUCAUCACCCCUGAGGAGCAGGACUUUGUCAACUCUAACGCACAGGACUACCAGUGGAUCGGGCUGAAUGAUAAGACAGUAGAGAAUGACUUCCGCUGGACAGAUGGCACUCCUCUGCAAUACGAGAACUGGAGGCCGAACCAGCCGGAUAAUUACUUCAACUCUGGAGAAGACUGUGUGGUGAUGAUCUGGCACGAGAAUGGCCAGUGGAACGACGUGCCCUGCAACUACCACCUGCCGUUUACCUGCAAGAAAGGCCCAGUGUCCUGUGGCUCCCCGCCAGAGGUGGAGAAUGCCCACAUGUUUGGUAACAAGAGGGAGGAAUACCCUGUCAACUCCAUCAUCAGGUAUCAGUGCAACCCAGGGUUCACACAGCGCCACCCUCCUGUGGUUCGCUGUAAAGCAGACGGACAGUGGGAGAAACCUCAGGUGGAAUGUACUGACGUGAAAGCCAGAAGAAGACGACAGCGGAGGAGCAGCAGGAGUCCAGGAGCCAGCAGCAAGGAGAUGCAUCUUCCAUUUUAGUGAAGAUGAUUUGAAGGGUUAAACUGUUGGAAGGCUUCGUCAUGGUCCCAACCCCUGUCCCACAUAAUAUAUUUUAAUUAUAUAUAAUAAUUUUAUUGCUCUGAGUUUGUUUUUAUCAUGUGUAUUGUAAUAUAAUUGUGUUUGGUGAAAUCAUCGCUGGGACUGUUUGUUCCACAUGAGUUUUAUAGAAGGCAGCAUCUGUCUGGUUCACUGUCGUCUGCUGGAGAUGGUUGGUGGACGUUAACACGUUAGGAUCUGCUGUCAGACGGGUUUAUGAUGUGAGACGUCAAGUUAUAUGUUUGCAUAGUUUAUCAUUAUAUCUGACAGCAGGGGGAGAUGCUCCUUUGGUGAAGGUAAAGGAAAUUACUGGUGUUUUUAAAGUUCACAUCAGUCAUCCCAGUGCCCCAUGGCUUCAGUUCUUCCUGCUGGUUUCUGAAAUCAGUCAGCAUAGUUAAAAGGAUCAUUUUUCCUCCUUAGAUGAAGCUGUUUUCUGUCGUUUCUUCCUGUAAUACAGCAUGAAAUACAACUUCCACAGUGCGAGACAAUCCUUUACAGGAAACAAGAACAGCCGUGCUUGCAAUUUGUUUUUCUUGUAAAUACCGUUAUCCCAAAAUCACAAGUUAAUUAUUUUGUUAUCGUGAGAAAACAGGCUUUGUUAUCUUAAAAAAAACAGGAUAGUCAGCCCCUGCUCAUGAGAAAACAAAAGGUUGUUUCCUCUUAUUAUUUAUAGGGCCCUGUCUUACACUCAGUGCAAAGUCACACACAGCACAGCGCAUCAUUGCUAGUUUCAGACCGACACAGGUGUCAUUUUCACGGCCAGCACCCACGCUGUAUAAAAAACAAAUGAAUUUGUGCCCAUCUGUGUGUCAAUAAGCGUGUAGGUCUUAAAAUGAGGUGUGCUCAGGAACAUUGUUGGUGUGUUGCUGUAUUGAAGGAGCAGAAAAUGACUGAUCCAUUGACCAACAAAAACCUGAUCUUAAGUCAGAACAGUGCAGCAUUUUCCUGCUAUUUAAAAGGCGCUUUAUUCAGAUAGUAAGAAGCUCUUACAGAGGCAGGUUCACAACACACAUACACUCUGCUUGUUACAUACUUGUUACGCAUGGAUGAAAUGAUACAUCAAUAAUGAUGUAAAUGGAAAAAAGUAAUUGCAAGCACAGCCGUUCUCAGCUUCUGUAUAAUGCAGGAAACACUGUUAAAACUUUGACAUUUGAGAAACGCCCAGAGGAAUCCAUCUUUAAGAUUAUUGGAUGUGAUAAAGAUUAUUUCACACCUCUUAAGUGGUUUUAUUGGCCAUUAUAUUGAGUCAAAAUAACCUCCCUAGAUGAGUGGAAACAAGAGCAGCUCAGUUGGCAUUGCACUUUUCUGCAAACCAAAAAUACGUUUGCAGGUUUCAUAUGUAUCAUAGCGACUCAUUGCUGUGUUUUCGGCUGUUUAUUAGGCACCAAUUGGUGGUGCUUCUCAGGGACCCAUGGCUGUUCUUUUACAGUGGGGACAGUGCCAUAAAAUGCAGUUGUUUUUCACAGAGACAUUGCAGCAUUUCCCGGAAGGAUUUUGUCCUAAAAAAUGGGUACUUUAAGACAAAACAUGAGCUUUUUCUAACAUUAACCGAAUGCUUUUAACCAAAGUGUUGGCUAAAAGUAAAGGAACAUAGUUUUACCUGCAGCAUAAUAACAAACAAAUUUAUACGUGGUUUGCAGAAACGUACAGUGCCAGAAUUUUUCUGGGCAGCUGGGUUGCGUCUGUUACAGUAAACAGUGGUUGAAAGCAGAGACUUUUGGUCAACGUGAACACAAAACCUUUUAUUUAUUGACUUCACACAGAGUCUCUGCUGGACUGAGCCAGCUGUUGUUAAACACUAUAAUGUUCAGUCCUGUUAUGAGACGACAGCAGCAUCAGACACACAGCAGGCUGAAUAAACUUCUUCUAACUCCAUUUCUCAUAUUUAAUCUGCAGACGAUCAAGUGAAACUUCUUGUGACCCCUCAGUUUGUCAUGUCGGCUGGUUUGAGUUUUCUGUGUGUUUUAGUUGUCAUCAUCUUCCACGAGGCUGUGCGGUGCACAGUGUGUCUGUGGGACAGUUUAAUGAAGCUUCAUGUUUGUAUCCUCAGAGGAAAUAACCUCACUGUAAAACAUUACAGUGUGAAACGCCUGAUGUUGUUGUUGACUGCUUUCAUUUGUGCACUUGUUUUGUAUCAUAGCUGCUCUAUCGGGGGCUGUGCCUCCUUCAUACAUGCUGUCACCUGCUGCAUGAUAAACCAAAGACUGAGAUUCAAUUUACACGCUGUACAUGUGUCUGCUGUGGCUCCAUUCACUCACUGACUUAAAGAAACAGUCUCUGUUUUUCUGAUUGUCAACACAUCACAUUAAAGGGGCAGUCUGUGAUUCUCAUCCAAA
This is a messenger RNA of Epinephelus lanceolatus (giant grouper), 6887 nucleotides long. The record is from RefSeq and is a predicted model, not a curated record. Lineage: Eukaryota; Metazoa; Chordata; Actinopteri; Perciformes; Serranidae.